Messenger RNA from Jaminaea rosea, 3105 nucleotides. RefSeq lists its product as hypothetical. Lineage: Eukaryota; Fungi; Basidiomycota; Exobasidiomycetes; Microstromatales. The record is from RefSeq and is a predicted model, not a curated record. The transcript has 2 exons. Bases 495 to 2687 code for a protein of 730 amino acids.
CUCCUUGCCUCAUCGAAUCAGCGCUUCGACGCCCCCCUCCCUCCUCCGCCAGACACACUACUCACUCACGCUUGGAUCUCGAAGCCGUCUCAGUUCCCCUCACACUCACUCAUUGACUCACUCACUCACUCACUCACUCGCUUUCACUUCGUUUCCUCUGCCGCUCCAUACCACAACCAUCAACGUCUCCUAGCGACGACGACCCUCGAUCCCAUCAAGCUCUUCAUUUGCGCAUCACCUCUCCUCUCAUUCCUUCAUCACAUCACAGCGAGCGCUCGACUUUAGCUCACCACCUUCAUUCCUUGGCCACCCUCUCGCACUCAAAGGCCCCUGUCCCCCUUGGUCUCUCAAUCUGCUCACUUUAAUUCCCCAUUCUCUCACUGGGCCUCCUGCACCACUCCACCACUUCCUCUCCUCAACGUCCUCGACCCGUCGUCCCUUUAGCUGCCUAACAGCAAGGACGUCUCUAUCGAGUCUGGCCUUGACAUUGCUCCAUGUUUCAAGGGCAUCGCGUCGCAGGAUCAUCCACAUCCACGGCGUCAGCCUUUCAACCCUCAAACGACCAGCCUCAGCGAGAGUCUCGCAUUCACUCCAUCUACGAAAAGUACCUCUACGACCCUAAGGACCUCCAGUCCACUGAUCCUGUAAUUCGCCAACUCGCUCGCAAACACUCUCAGCGUCAACAACACAACAGAAUGCCGUCCGCAGCAAAGAAGCGUCAGAGCGCCGUGGGCUUCGCACAAGGUACCAAGGGCGAUGGACCUAGCAGCAACGCCAACGCCAACGGGAAGCCGCGCAAUUCGACUGGCUCUGCCUAUGAGGGCUUCGGCGCACUCAUGGACGAGUACUCUGACUCGGACGACUCAGACAACGAGGCCCCUAGGCCUGACCGCGCCGGGGCUUCACAGCAGAGGGGAGCCGUGAGGGAGAGCUGGAGCGCAAGGGCCCAGGCUGUGGGAGAGAGGCCUCCGGACAGUGCUUCUCAGAACCCGCCCACUCUCAAGCUGCUUGGCCUCAAAAGUCAGCGUGAAGGUGGGCAACCUCUGGGUCGACCCAAUAAUGGUCCAGCUACCCUUGUGUCGCCGUCGUACCAGCGAGAACGCGCUCCAAGCCCAGCAUUCGAGAUGCUUUCCGAGGUCAAUGAGCCUCGCGCUCAGCCAGUCGCUCGUCACGGCAUCAACGAGCAAAGCGUCAGCGAGUACGGUGACGGCGGUUCCAGGGUUGGCAGCACCAUCGACUUCACCGGCCAGGGCAGCGAUGGCUUUGGAGGCGCGCCCGUCGUGCAAUCUCAAGUUCCACCGCAAUCGCAGUCGCGUCAGAUGCAGCAGCAGCAGCCAGCUCGAGGCCCAGUCUCGCCACCGCGUGCAGUGAACAACGGCCUCCAACCCUCAAGCGCCUCCAACCCUCGCAAAGCAUUGACUGCCCAGCUCGGCCUUGACACGCCCCUGCCGAGUAAGCCUGCGAGCCCUUCAAAUGGCCCUCAGGGUGAUUACUUCUCAGCGAGGGGCAACGGUGGCAAUCACGAGGUCGAACUGUCAAGGGAUGACCCCUUCAACACAACGCCGCGCUCACCACAAGCGGCCAUGGUCCGUGGGCCCCCGUCCUCAUCUUCGUCCUUCGGAGCCUCGAGCCCCACCGAGAAGACAAAUCCCUUCGGCAGCGGAGAUUCACCUCCUGGUCGCAUGCUUGUAGCUGGCCCUGGCCCUCAGGGAUACGGUCCUCGAUCUCCCACGUCGCCGAUGCGUCCAGAGGCACCGCUGAUCGCCCAGCAGCAAGGUUACAAUCGCGGUCCUCCGCAGCCCAUCUUGCGAAACGGCAACGAUGUUUCUCCCAUGGCCAUGCCCCGACCUCAGCCUGCUCCUGGUCCGGGCUUCUCUCAGCAAGCACCGCCUCAGAAGCGUCAGUCCGUAUUCCGUCGCAGCAUGGCCUUCGUCACUGGCGGCGGUGGCGAACCUUCAUGGCAGCAGCAGCAACAGCAGCAGCAGCAGCAGCAAGGCUACCAGCAGGGUCCUGGCGGGAACAAGCGCCAGAGCAUCUUCCGCCGCUCCAUGGCCUUCCUGAGCGGCAAGCCUGCCCCCGCUCCAGCACCCGCACCUGAGCCCCUCGAGGAGAACCACGCCCCACCGCGCAACCGCGGAUUCGACAAUGAGAAGGAGAUGAUCUCUCGUCGCAGCCAAUACCUCGGCGGCGGGCACAAGGGCGAUGAGUGGGACGUGAAUGGCGCUGGCGCCAACUUCUGGCGACGCUUCAAUGAGGCGCAACGCCAUGCAAACCCGAAUGACAAGAUGGAAAUGACCUCCCGGCGAUACACGGAGAAGGCUAUUACACGUCGCAAGUUGAGCUUGUGGCUCUCCGGCCUGGGUGGGGUGUUGAUCAUCGCAGCGGUCAUUGGCAUCGUGAUCUGGCGAGAGGGCAAGGCAUCCAACGAUAAUGGGAACCCGGGGUCGAUCAAUAAGGGCGACUUUGGUGGGACUCACAUCAUGCAGCGCAGUGAGCCUACGCCCGUCGCCGCUGUUGUCGCUGCCCGCGAGAGCGUUGAGCGCGAUGACAAUGGCGACGUGUGGGCUACUGCGAGGGUCGUUGAGGAGCGAGCACAUCCCCUUCCGAGGUCGACGGCUGUGCCGCAGCUCAGCAAGAGGCAGAUCAUGCGACGACACGCUCAGCGCCAUGCGAUUAGGGACGAGUAGGAGGACGCAUCGCAGCAUUAGAGCAUAGCAAAUACCAUCACUCUCCGACCACUGCAAGGACACUUACCUCUAGGAAAUGCGCCCUUGACGGGCCCCUCCCUCUCAUCGCCGGCAGCUUCCACCAGCGCUGGUGACACAACCUGUAAAUGCCACCCCCUAUCCUCACUUUCGCAUCAUUUGUCGGACCCCAUAGACACCGCCGAAGCGGUUGAGGCAGCGCAGCGCAGCUACGAAGCAGUCACUGGCUGGUCCGCUGCCUCUCGCCUCCCCUCCUGGCCUCACUAGUACCCUUUCGCCUCGCCUCAUCAUUGCAAAAGUCCCAACUACUUGACAUCACGCUCCUUUCAUCACUAGUCUCUCUUUCAUCAAUGGCACACUUUGGGUGCAAGGAAUGCUCAUCUAUUGCUGUAGAUCCAUC